AUGGCGUUGCGAGCACUUGUACAACGAGUAAGGGAGAAGCUAAUGACCAAAUACAACAUGACAGAUGCUGACUAUGAUGUAUUAGAGGCGACAAUCGUCAAAAGUGUUCCACAUAAAGCGGGUUUUCAAUGGAAAUUUAGCGGUGCUUUCUAUUUUGCUACUACUGUUAUCACCACUAUAGGUUACGGUCACAGUACACCGUUAACGGCUGGCGGAAAGCUGUUCUGCAUGUUCUACGCGCUUGCUGGCAUUCCCCUCGGACUCGUUAUGUUUCAAAGUAUUGGUGAACGUAUGAACACUUUCGCUGCCAGUUUACUACGGGUCGCCAAGAAGGCGUCAGGCCGUGCUCCAGUGGUGACACACAUUGAUUUGAUAUUCGUUGCCUCUGGUCUCGGCACAUUUCUUAUUGCUUUUGGCGCGUUAGCGUUCUCUAAAUAUGAGAACUGGACGUACUUUGAUUCACUCUAUUACUGUUUUACAACUUUAACUACCAUCAGAAGGAAAAUGGGUGGCGAAGAAGGAAGAGGCGCUGUGGCGACUGCAGCAGAGUGUCUGGUGCAGCAGAGUGCUGGAUUCGGUGACUUCGUAGCCUUACAAAAAGGCGGUGCAUUGCAGAAUCAACCGGAUUAUGUGGUAUUCUCGUUGGUUUUCAUAUUGUUCGGUUUGACGGUGAUCUCAGCCGCUAUGAAUCUGCUGGUGUUGCGAUUCCUUACGAUGAACACUGAAGACGAACGACGGGACGAG
Messenger RNA from Cooperia oncophora, 744 nucleotides. NCBI's taxonomy places the organism in Eukaryota, Metazoa, Nematoda, Chromadorea, Rhabditida, Trichostrongylidae. The record is from the annotation of a GenBank genome assembly.